Messenger RNA from Striga asiatica, 438 nucleotides. NCBI's taxonomy places the organism in Eukaryota, Viridiplantae, Streptophyta, Magnoliopsida, Lamiales, Orobanchaceae. The record is from the annotation of a GenBank genome assembly.
AUGUCAUCAUCAAGGAAGAUAAUUAACAACACGAGUUCCUCGGAUAACGAUGACGAAGGCCGGUACGCGAAAAUCACGGACGAGAAGAAGAGAAAGAGAAUGAUUUCGAACCGCGAAUCCGCGAGACGUUCGAGAAUGAAGAAGGAGCAGCACAUCAAGGAGUUGAACGAACAGGUGGCGUAUUUCCGGGCCAAAAUCGACGAGAUUGUUCGGAAGAUAAACGAGAUUGGGCCCAAGUACGCGGCCAUCGAGUCCGAGAACAGAGUACUGAGAGUGCAGGCUGAGGAGCUGGGCCAGAGGCUGGAGCUAUUGCAGCAACUGUUGGUUUCUUGCGAGAAAAAAUCGCGUGAUGACGUGGCGGAAUAUGUCUUGCAGGAGCCGUGGCUGCAGCUUGCUGCUUUUCAGUCUCAGGCUGUUGAUGGGAUUUAUCAGUUUUGA